UCUCGUUGAUGAGUGUCGCACCAGUGCCAAAACCACAAUGGUUUUCCCCAAACCUCAACACCACCGUCGUUGCUUUUCUUCAACCACUCUGUGUUCAUCUUCUUCUUCUUCUUCGAACGACGCUCUCGUUGGGGAGAGAGCAAUCGCGUACCUAAAACACCAACCUCAAAUGCUCCCAUCACUCUCUCCUCAUUUCACUCCCCAAGCGGCUUCCUACGUUUUACUCCACUCCCAAUCCAACCGCGGCAUUCUCCUCAGAUUCCUCUCAUGGGCCCAGGCCCAGGCCCACACUUUCCUCACCCUGCACUGCAAGUGUCUUGCCAUCCACAUUCUCACCCGCUUCAAGCUCUACAACACUGCGCACUCCCUCGCCGCCACCCUCAUCGACCAUACCGCCGCCGACCUUUUCCGUCACCUUCAUGACACCCACUACCUCUGCAACUCCUCCUCCGUCGCCGCCGCAGCUGGUGCGUUCGACCUCGUCGUCAAAUCCCUCUCCCGCCUCGACUUUCCCGACAAAGCCUUGGAAGUCCUCUGCAUUUCCACCCGCCACGGCUUCGCGCUCGCCGUCCUCUCCCACAACGCCAUCCUCCACGCGCUCCUUCGCCGCCUGCACCGCAAAAACUCCCUCCGCCAAGCCGAACAACUGUUCCGUGACAUGAUCGGCAACGGCGUGUCGCCGAACGUGUACACUUACAACAUCAUGAUUCGCGGUGUGGUUGACCGGGGAGACUUGGAGAGGGGGUUCGAGUUCAUGCGCGAGAUGGAGAGGGAAGGGGUUUCGCCGACUGUGGUUACUUACAACACGCUGAUCGAUGCGUGCUGCAAGAGGAGGAGGGUGAAGGAGGCGAUGGUGUUGCUGAGAGUGAUGGCGGCGAGAGGCAUGGUUGCGAAUUUGAUUUCGUACAAUUCGGUGAUCAAUGGAUUGUUUGUUGAGGGGAGAAUUAGUGAGGUUGGGGAAUUGGUUGAGGAGAUGAGUGUGAAAGGGUUUGUUCCUGAUGAGGUCACUUAUAAUACUCUUGUUAAUGGGUUUUGCAAGGAGGGGAAUUUCCACCAGGGGUUUCUGCUACUUUCGGAGAUGGUUGAGAAGGGGUUGUCACCAAAUGUUGUUACCUACACUACUUUGAUCAACUGCAUGUGCAAGGCUGGGAAUUUGGGUCGAGCGAUGGAAAUUUUUUAUCAGAUGCGUGUUAGGGGGCUGAGGCCGAAUGAGAGGACUUACACAACCUUGAUUGAUGGUUUCUGCCAAAAAGGAUUGCUAAAUGAUGCUUAUAGGGUCCUGAGUGAGAUGAUCAUUAGUGGAUUUUCGCCGUCGGUUGUGACUUACAACGCGCUUGUGCAUGGAUAUUGCUUUCUGGGGAGGGUGGAGGAGGCUGUGGGGAUUUUGAAGGGGAUGGUUGAGAGGGGGUUGUUUCCUGAUGUUGUUAGUUAUACCACUGUUAUAGCUGGGUUUUGCAGAGAGCGGGAGCUGGGGAAAGCUUUUCGAAUGAAGGAGGAGAUGGUUGAGAAGGGUGUUAUGCCUGAUGGGGUUACAUAUUCCUCGCUCAUACAAGGUCUUUGUCUGCAGCAAAAACUGGUAGAAGCUUUUGAUUUGUUCCGAGAGAUGCUGCAGAUGGGUCUCCCGCCUGAUGAGGUUACGUAUACUAGUUUGAUUAAUGCUCACUGCGUUGAGGGUGAGUUGAGCAAGGCUCUUCGUUUGCACGAUGAAAUGAUGCAAAGGGGCUUUUUUCCUGAUGAUGUUACCUACAGUGUACUUAUUAAUGGACUUAAUAAGAAGGCUAGGACGAAGGAAGCAAAGAGGCUUCUUCUGAAGUUGUUUUAUGAAGAGUCUGUACCAAAUCAUGUAACAUACAAUACACUGAUAGAAAACUGCAGUAAUAGUGAAUUUAAGAGCGUGGUAGGUCUUGUGAAAGGAUUCUGCAUGAAGGGUUUGAUGAAUGAAGCGGAUCAAGUUCUUACGACAAUGCUUCAGAGGAAUCAUAAGCCUAAUGCAGCAAUUCAGAAUUUGAUAAUACACGGACAUUGUAGAAGUGGAAAUGUUCACAAGGCAUAUAAGAUGUAUACUGAGUUGGAACAUUAUGGUUUUGUUUCUCAUACAGUGACUGUACUUGCUCUCGUGAAGGCACUAUCUAGGAAAGGGAUGAAUGAUGAGCUGAGUCAGGUAUUGCAAAAUGUAUUGAGGAGUUGUAAGCUUAAUGAUGCUGAGGUAGCUAAAGUACUUGUUGAGGUUAACUUUAAAGAAGGUAACAUGGACGCUGUUUUGAAUGUGCUAACUGAAAUGGCCAAGGAUGGCCUGCUACCUGACGGUGGGAUGCAUUCAUUUGCUCCCGGAAGAACCUAAUGUGUUUCAUCUUCUGCGCUGAACUAUGCUAUGUAUGCUGAAAUUAAAAUGGAUCCUUCUAGCUUACACCUAGCAUGUUUGGCUUGGACUUACAAUGUGAGAAUGAAACCCUACCUGGGAAACUAAUUUAUCAUAUUUUUUUGGCGCUCCACAAUUAUCAGAGACCACCAUCUUGGACAGAAUUGGAUUGGCGGUGAUUGCUGAUGUUCUUAAAGUGUUGUAUUACAUUAUCACUAAAUUAGAGACAAGGCGCUUUUUAUUUGUUGCAAAUCACCCACUGGAGAUGAAAUCUCGUGUGCUACUUGGUAAAUCAAAUGAGGUUCUCAUGGAAGGAAUCUUGGGCAUUGGGAGGAAUCUUUUAAACAACCAUUGCCAGAGGCUUUUACAAUGAAAUCAGUCAAAACCUGGGAGGUAAAAGUUUCAUUGCAAAAACUAAGUGUAAUUUGGACCAUGGUGAGGGUAGCGGCAGAGCUUAUUUGCAAGAAAAGUUUCCAGACAUCUUGAAAACUAGAAGGAUGAAUUUGCAUAACGUUGAACUGGGAAGGACUAUAAUAAGGGGAAGUAUCCUAUCGGAAAGGCUUUGGUCAUCUGUGUGGAGGUCACGAACGGUUUGGUCCAGAGAAUAUAUUUAUUGUCGCAACUAGAGAAAGAAUAUUUGCUGAAUGUUGUUUAGGAAGAGAGAACACACACACAAACACUUAUACAUAGAAUGUAAGAAAUGGAAGAAGGCACAAUCUGUUGAGAUUUUCAUCUGGCAUGUUUAAACUAGCUGUUCCAACAGCAAAUUUUAUUUAACUCUGUCGUUGCUUA
This is a messenger RNA of Vigna unguiculata (cowpea), 3151 nucleotides long. RefSeq names its product Tetratricopeptide repeat (TPR)-like superfamily protein. The record is from RefSeq and is a predicted model, not a curated record. Lineage: Eukaryota; Viridiplantae; Streptophyta; Magnoliopsida; Fabales; Fabaceae. Gene Ontology annotation, molecular function: protein binding; mRNA binding.